AUGCAUCAAGACCAGCAACAAAGCCUCUUUCAGGCCCGUAUUAUUGCCAGCGUCGCAGCUACUAUUUUAUCCCUGGCUUGUGGUACCAAUUAUGUCUACUCAGCUUGGGCUCCGCAAUUUGCGGAACGACUCAAGUUGUCGUCUACAGAGAGUAACCUGAUCGGCCUGGCUGGCAACCUGGGAAUGUACACCUUGGGAAUGCCCAUCGGUAUAUUCGUUGACCAUCGUGGUCCUCGGCCUGCUGUCCUUGGUGGAGCUAUAUUUAUGCUCUUUGGCUACUUUCCUCUGCAUCAAGCCUACCAUCGUGGAUCAGGAUCAGUCAUGUUGAUGUGUCUCUUCUCUUAUAUGACCGGCUUAGGUGGUUGUAUGGCAUUCGCUGCUGCUGUCAAGACGUCUGCUCUCAACUGGCCCAACCAUCGGGGAACCGCCACAGCCUUUCCUCUGGCUGCCUUUGUCUUCUUCCCUGGAGACCCCAGUGCUUUCCUUGAGCUUCUUGCUUGGGGCACAUUUGGCCUUACUUUUGGCAGCUUCUUCUUCCUCAAGGUCCAUCACGAACAAGCUGAGUAUGAGGCUGUACCUGCUUCGGACGAAACCCCCAGUAUUCCAUCUACCGACCCCCAACAACUCCGACCAGGCUCCUCCGAUGAACCAAAGCCCUACCGCUCGUCUCGAGCAGAGGACGAACCCGGUAUGUUGACUAAUUCCAGUAGUAAUAGCACCAGCACCAGCACAAUUAGGAGCUCCCACGCACCCGCUGUAGCAUCCUCAUCAACCGCCCCCGCCAACACCCCAGAUCCGACGGGCUCUCCUGGAAUAUCAUUUGCGCCUGAAUUUGGCCUUGUGGUCGCCCCCGAGAAUCCCGAAGACCUCGAGGUCGGCGAGACGUCCCCCUUGAUAUCUCGAGCCGGACAUCCCCCUCUUGGAAACAGUGAUAUUAAUAGCGGUGGAUCUCAUCAUGUAGACAUUCGGGGUCUUGCUCUCGUGCGCAGUGUCAGUUUUUGGCACCUUUUCGUCAUCAUGGCUAUUUUGGCUGGUGUUGGUCUCAUGACCAUCAACAACAUCGGCAACGACGCCAAGGCUCUUUGGAAACACUACGACAAAAAUGUUACUGACGAAUUUCUCGUUCAUCGACAACAAAUGCAUGUAUCGACUCUCUCUAUUUGCAGUUUCUUGGGUAGACUAUUGAGUGGCGUGGGUUCUGACUUUUUGGUGAACAAGCUUCACGCCAGCAGGCUCUGGUGUCUUGUCGUCGCUUGCGCAGUCUUCAUCUUCGCUCAAGUGUGCGCAUUGAAUAUUGAGAUCCCACAACUCCUCGGGCUGGUCUCGGGCCCAUCAGGACUCGCCUAUGGAUUCCUAUUUGGCGUUUCCCCUUCUCUCGUCGCCGAAAUGUUUGGUGUCCGAGGAUUAAGCCAGAACUGGGGCUUCUUGACCAUGGCUCCUGUUAUUUCGUCCAACAUUUUUAAUAUCUUUUAUGGAAAAAUCUAUGACCAGCAUAGUGUUGUUGGACCAGACGGUGAGCGUUUCUGCUCAGUUGGACUCGAAUGCUAUCGCUCUGCUUACUGGGUUACCCUCAUCUCCUGCUGCGCGGGAACGGGUAUCACUCUUUGGGCGAUUCGUCACCGGCAUAACAAAUAUCUAAGAGCAAUGGACAAAGGUGAUGAAGAGGAUUAG
This is a messenger RNA of Fusarium fujikuroi IMI 58289, 1671 nucleotides long. Its product is annotated as MCH1-like monocarboxylate permease. The record is from RefSeq and is a predicted model, not a curated record. NCBI's taxonomy places the organism in Eukaryota, Fungi, Ascomycota, Sordariomycetes, Hypocreales, Nectriaceae. Bases 1 to 1671 code for a protein of 556 amino acids. Gene Ontology annotation, cellular component: membrane. The transcript has 5 exons.